AUGAGUCCACUUCAUCAAAUCAAUCAAAAAAUUGGAGACCGUACACAAACAGAGGACUGGCGUGUCCGUGGGUACUCGCCUCUGAUUGCCCCUGAUCUUCUUCAGAGUGAAAUUCCCCUCACCACCAAGUCCUACGAGAAAAUCAUCGAGGGCCGCGAGGCGGCCACUGCAGUUCUUAACGGCACAGAUGACCGUUUGCUGGUUGUUGUCGGCCCAUGCUCUAUCCACGACCCCAAGGCUGCUGUUGAGUACUGUGAGAAGCUGGCAAAGCUCAAUGAGGAGCUCAAAGGCGACCUACUCAUCAUUAUGCGGGCGUACCUCGAAAAGCCCCGGACCACUGUUGGAUGGAAAGGGCUUAUCAAUGACCCUGAUAUCGACGGAUCUUUCAAAAUCAACAAGGGUCUUCGUAUUGCCCGUGAGCUGUUCGUCAAACUGACUUCCAUGUUGCCGAUCGCUGGUGAAAUGCUCGACACGAUUUCUCCGCAGUUCCUGAGUGACUUGUUCAGCUUAGGCGCUAUUGGUGCCCGCACCACUGAGUGUCAACUUCACCGUGAGCUUGCUUCGGGUCUGUCUUUCCCUGUUGGUUUCAAAAACGGCACUGACGGCGGCCUACAAGUUGCCAUCGAUGCGAUGGGCUCCGCUGCCCACCCUCACCACUUUUUGUCCGUCACAAAACCAGGUAAUGUUGCUAUUGUAGGUACCAAUGGUAACCAAGAUACCUUUGCUAUUCUUCGCGGUGGCAAAAAUGGCACAAACUAUGACAAGGACAGUGUUAACGAUGCUUGGGCCAAGCUUCUCAAGAGCGGUGUCGCAAAAGAAGGUAGCGCCCGCAUUAUGAUUGACUGCUCCCACGGAAACUCACUUAAAAAUCACAAUAACCAGCCUAAAGUUGUUGAUGCUGUGGUUGAGCAAGUUGCCGGUGGCCAAAAAGCUAUCUGCGGUGUGAUGAUCGAGUCCAAUCUGGUUGCCGGACGCCAAAACGAUCCCGUGGUUUAUGGUCAAUCUAUUACCGACGCUUGUAUUGAUUGGGAAACCACUGAAAAAUGCCUUCGAGAACUCGCUCAGGCUGCUAAGGACCGCCGCAGCCACUAA
Messenger RNA from Wickerhamiella sorbophila, 1092 nucleotides. RefSeq names its product Phospho-2-dehydro-3-deoxyheptonate aldolase, phenylalanine-inhibited. Lineage: Eukaryota; Fungi; Ascomycota; Dipodascomycetes; Dipodascales; Trichomonascaceae. The coding region runs from base 1 to 1092 and encodes 363 amino acids. The record is from RefSeq and is a predicted model, not a curated record. Gene Ontology annotation, molecular function: 3-deoxy-7-phosphoheptulonate synthase activity. Gene Ontology annotation, cellular component: cytoplasm. Gene Ontology annotation, biological process: aromatic amino acid biosynthetic process. The transcript has a single exon.